GAAUUGAACUCAAAGAGGAUUAGUCCAAGUCUUUAAUGUGUGGGAUGAGUGCAGUUUUGAUUAGAACAUGCAAAAUACAAAAUGUAAAUGUUGCAUUCUCUACAAAUUAAUAUGCAGUGAAAGUGCAGUCACAUUUUUUUGGCAAGAUUCCCUUAUGGGCUCCUGAAGCAAGUAUUUGAAAAAGGACUAUGUGCUGUGGGUGUCCACCAUAUUCCAUAAUGGUACAGUCCAUCGCCAGCUCGUCCCCAAAUUGCGGCGCCAGCCUAUAAAAAGUAAACGUCGGCGCAAAGUUGCUUGCGAGGGACUUGUUGUUUGAAAGGAGGGCAAAAUAAAUUAGCCUGGGGAAAAACUUAAGAUCUGCAGAGACAUGGAGCACACCGAGGUGGUGAAGCCAGAGACCCUGGACGAGCUGAUCAAAGCCCUGCACGACAUCUUCGAGAGUGACUGCAUCAAUGUGGAGGAGGUCCAAGAUGUAAUGGAAUCGUACGAGAGCAAACCGCAGGAGUGGAUGCAAUAUGCCAAGUUCGACCAGUACAGGUACACGAGGAACUUGGUCGAUGAGGGUAACGGGAAGUUCAAUCUCAUGAUUCUGUGCUGGGGUGAAGGCCACGGCAGUAGCAUCCACGACCACACAAAUUCCCACUGUUUCAUGAAGCUGCUCCAGGGUCAGCUGAAGGAGACGCUGUUCGACUGGCCAGACACCAAAUCUCUCGGAGAUAUGGUUCAGAGGUCACAGAGAAUUCUCCAGGAGAACAAGGUUGCUUACAUAAACGACUCCCUUGGCCUGCAUCGUGUGGAAAAUGUCAGCCACACCGAGUGCGCAGUCAGUUUGCACCUCUACAGCCCCCCUUUCCAGUCGUGCCAGACCUUUGACCAGCGGACGGGCCACAGGAACUCUGUCAAGAUGACAUUCUGGAGCAAAUAUGGAGAGAGGACUCCUUUUGAGACAAUCUCCCAGGAGAACAACUAACGGUCGCCAAAGGUGGGCUGCGGACGACGAAGACGGUUGCAAUCAAAAAUGACGAUGUGAAAUCGAUUCAAGGUAAACUGCCGCGGAAGCAGAAAUGUGGACCUGCUAUGACUAAGCAAACCAUUUUUUUUUUCAAAAUCAGGAGCGGGCCAGUUCAAAAGGACAAGCCAGUAAUUAGAAUGGCUUUAUCACUUUCCAGCGCCAGCUUGGCAAAUGCUGAUGAGCACAGGAUGAAUGCAUGAAUGGGCUCGGACACGGAUUGAAUCUGCCUUUUGUUUGCUGGGCCCGAGGAGACCCUUUUCCAAUAACAACAUUCCUGUCCACCCCAUGACCUGUGCUCCCACAUUUUUGUCAAGUAAUCGGCCAUAAUGGAAGAUUUUUUUUUUCAAAUUUUUUCAAAUAAGAGGAAGAUAUUGCCGUUGUAAGUGUUUCUAUUAAAUUUGUACAUCUCGAGAAAAAAAGGAAAACUAUCCUGCGAUCAACAGCUCCACUCUCAAUGGAGAACUUUUCUAACUGUGUGUAGCGUCAGUCUGUGCCACUCAAAAUAGUGUUAACAUUGGUUGGAAAUUGUGACGAAAUCUUACAUUGCUUGUACAGUCGGAUUAAAACGCUGCUUGUUCCAUUUUUUUUUUUGCGUUUGGAUAAAGAAAUGUAAAGCUUUUGAGUUGUGUUGUUUUUUAAAAAAAAGUGUGAUGCUUGUAAUUUAUUUACAGAGUACUCUGCCCAUGGAAGGAGUGUUUAAAUCAGCGAUGUUUCACUUAAAUGUAUCCAUACACUCGUUUGACCAAGAGAGAUUUUAGAGAGGGACUUUUUUUGUGUUAUUGGCAGACAAAAUAUGUUUAGAUAAAUCUCAGAUUUGUUUCUCAGGAGUUUUGGCAUAUUUUGAUUGUAGCUUUAUGUAUAAAGUGUGUAGUUGUAGAGCAUAGCACCUCUCAUAGAACUGUCAAAUGCAUGCGUGCUUUCUGUAAUGCAGUAAACAAUAAAUCUGGCCAUAACUGUGGACCAUUAAACACGA
Scophthalmus maximus (turbot) is the source of this 1985-nucleotide messenger RNA. It is a transcript of the gene cdo1, whose product is annotated as cysteine dioxygenase, type I. The record is from RefSeq and is a predicted model, not a curated record. Gene Ontology annotation, molecular function: cysteine dioxygenase activity; ferrous iron binding. NCBI's taxonomy places the organism in Eukaryota, Metazoa, Chordata, Actinopteri, Pleuronectiformes, Scophthalmidae. The transcript is spliced from 5 exons. The coding region runs from base 368 to 970 and encodes 200 amino acids. Gene Ontology annotation, biological process: L-cysteine catabolic process.